AAGCAGAGUUCGCGAUCUUCUGAGGCAGCUGAAGAUGAAAAGGACCAGCGCACAGUGACAGUCAACCCCUCUCACAUGAGAAAGGCAUUCAAGGUCAUGAAUGAAUUACGGAGCAAGCGGCUCCUCUGUGAUGUGGUGAUUGUGGCUGAAACUGUGGAGAUGGAAGCCCACCGCGUGGUCCUUGCAGCCUGCAGCCCUUAUUUUUGUGCAAUGUUUACAGGAGACAUGUCUGAAAGUAAAGCCAAGAAGAUUGAGAUAAAAGACGUUGAUGGGCAGACCCUGAGGAAGCUGAUUGAUUACAUCUACACUGCCGAGAUCGAGGUCACGGAAGAGAACGUGCAGGUUUUGCUGCCAGCUGCUAGUUUACUGCAAUUGAUGGAUGUUCGAAAAAACUGCUGUGACUUUCUUCAGUCCCAGCUGCAUCCCACGAACUGCCUUGGAAUCCGAGCUUUUGCCGAUGUGCACGCGUGCACCGAGCUGCUGCAGCAGGCAAAUGCCUACGCAGAGCAGCACUUUCCGGAGGUGAUGCUAGGAGAAGAAUUUCUUAGCCUUAGUCUGGACCAGGUUUGCAGUUUAAUAUCAAGUGACAAGCUCACAGUCUCCUCUGAAGAAAAGGUCUUUGAAGCGGUUAUUUCUUGGAUAAAUUAUGAGAAGGAGUCUCGCUUAGAGCACAUGGCUAAACUGAUGGAGCAUGUUCGCCUACCCCUUUUGCCCAGAGAUUAUCUUGUACAGACAGUUGAAGAAGAAGCUUUAAUCAAGAAUAACAACACCUGUAAAGACUUCCUUAUCGAGGCCAUGAAAUAUCAUUUGCUUCCUCUGGAUCAAAGGCAACUGAUAAAGAAUCCCAGAACAAAGCCGAGGACUCCCGUUAGCCUGCCAAAGGUGAUGAUUGUGGUGGGCGGGCAAGCGCCCAAAGCCAUUCGCAGUGUGGAGUGCUAUGAUUUUGAGGAGGAGCGGUGGGAUCAGGUUGCUGAGCUUCCCUCCAGGAGAUGCAGAGCAGGUGUGGUAUUUAUGGCUGGCAACGUCUAUGCUGUCGGGGGCUUUAACGGAUCUUUAAGGGUACGGACGGUUGAUGUGUAUGAUGGUGUGAAGGACCAGUGGACAUCCAUAGCCAGCAUGCAGGAGAGAAGAAGCACUUUAGGCGCAGCUGUGCUCAAUGAUCUCCUGUACGCAGUGGGUGGCUUCGAUGGCAGCACCGGUCUGGCAUCAGUUGAGGCCUAUAGCUAUAAAACCAAUGAGUGGUUUUUUGUGGCUCCCAUGAACACAAGAAGAAGCAGUGUUGGAGUUGGAGUUGUGGAGGGUAAGCUCUAUGCCGUGGGGGGUUACGACGGAGCGUCCCGUCAGUGCCUUAGUACUGUUGAACAGUAUAACCCAGCCACCAACGAAUGGACCUACGUCGCCGACAUGAGCACUCGACGCAGCGGUGCAGGGGGCGGUGUUCUCAGCGGGCUGCUGUACGCUACUGGAGGGCAUGAUGGUCCCUUAGUAAGGAAAAAUGAUCCAGGAACAAACACCUGGAAGCAAGUAGCAGACAUGAAUAUGUGUAGAAGAAAUGCAGGUGUGUGUGCAGUGAAUGGUCUCCUCUAUGUGGUGGGAGGAGAUGAUGGUUCCUGCAAUUUGGCCUCGGUGGAAUACUACAACCCCAUCACGGACAAGUGGACGUUAUUACCAACCAGCAUGAGCACAGGGAGAAGUUACGCAGGUGUAGCUGUGAUUCAUAAACCGUUGUGACACGCAAUCAAGCCAAUGCAAGGAGCAGAAGUGGAGUGGAUCCAGCUGGGUGGUGUUGAGAAGAUGACUGACCUCUGACUUGACCCAUCUCAUUGCUGUUAACAUCUUAGUAUGACAAGUGAUACGUUACAAACAUGUCUGCUCUGCAGUGGAUUUCGUAGCAGAGUGGAAAUCCCUCUGGGGAUGUGUUCCAUGCUAGACACGAGGUGUUGCUUGUUAUCUGUGGUGCAAUCAGCUGUUCUUCUCAAUGGCUAGUGUCCUGAGAUAAACGCUGUGCUUGAACUGCAGGCACUGAAUUUCUUGUGUGAAACAAAACUGCUACGUUUGGGCAUGUGAGUAAAAACGAACGUUUCUGGAUUUCUUCACUACUGAUGCUUCGUGCACGUUAUCGGUUGAACUACUUACUCACUGUGCCUGGAGGGUGGACUUUACUACUGGCAGUGGAAACUUCUGAGUACCAACUGAGAAAAGCAGUCAGCAGAAAUGGACUGGAACAGGGUGCUCUGGCUUGAGUGUGACGGUGUCUCAGUCAUACAUUUGUAUAUGCCACUGGACUACUGUAUGUAUCCCUGAAAUGCUUGUCAUAUGGUGGAAAUAAAUACCACAUGAUUUUUUU
Tauraco erythrolophus (red-crested turaco) is the source of this 2347-nucleotide messenger RNA. NCBI's taxonomy places the organism in Eukaryota, Metazoa, Chordata, Aves, Musophagiformes, Musophagidae. The record is from RefSeq and is a predicted model, not a curated record.